Molecule: messenger RNA, 2079 nt
Organism: Zerene cesonia (dogface butterfly)
Lineage: Eukaryota; Metazoa; Arthropoda; Insecta; Lepidoptera; Pieridae
Product: queuine tRNA-ribosyltransferase accessory subunit 2
Exons: 7
Coding region: 109-1386 (425 amino acids)
Molecular function (GO): tRNA-guanosine(34) queuine transglycosylase activity
Source: RefSeq, a predicted model, not a curated record
GUUUGAUAGCAGCAAUAUACAAAUUUCUAGGUUAACUUUAGAUCACUGCCGGUUGUCUAUUAUUUAAACUAUUAACUAAAUAAUAUCUAAUAAGCAAAUAAAUUCACAAUGCGUUUCAUAAAGAAUUUAGAGAAUGGGAACGUACGUGUAGGAUGUAUGACAGAGUUUCAAAGAUUACCCAGCUGCAAAAUUGAAACUCCAACAUCUGCUCUCCUAACUCAAGGUGGUAGCGUAGUGCAUUUAACCGCUGACGUUCUUGAUAGAGUAUUUUCAUCGCCACAACUCUUAUGGCUGCCAUUAACAAGUUGUCAUCAAUUAGAAACUGGUGUUAAAACUCAAAAUAUGGGAAUUGGAAAGUUUGCGGGAUUACCACAACAUGUCACCUGUGCAACCUUACAAAACAUUAAUGAAAUAGUACCUCCUGGCCAUUUUGAACUAGAUAAAGUUCCACUGUGGACAAAGAAUGGAAAGAAAAUGAUAACAGCUGAAAGAUAUAUGGAAUUAAUGGAAGUUUUCAAACCAGAUAUAAUUUUAGCUAUUGCAGAUGGCCGAAUAGCACUUGAUGAAGGACCAAAGAGAUUAUACAAGUCUGUAGAUAGAACACAAAAAAUGCUCAACAUUUGUGUUGAAAAAUAUAAAGCAUCUAAAUCAUUACAAGACAGUUCUCUUAUAGGUGUAAUUGUUGGAGCUGGUGAUUUGCGAAGGCUUGAUGAGAGCAUCAAAAAUAUCCUAAAGCAUAAGGACACUCUGGUUGGAGUUGCUCUAAAUGGUUUAGCAGAUAAUGCUGACAAAAUAAUUAAUACACAAGCAGAAAAUUUGACUGAAAUAUUUAAAAAAAUUGCAGAGAUGGUACCCAAGGACUACCUUAAAAUAUUAGAAGGGUGCUGGUAUCCUGAUGUAAUUGUAACAGCCAUAGAAUAUGGCUGGGAUAUAUUUGAUGGUACAUUACCUCUCAAAAUGACUAAUCAGGGUUAUGCUUUGAGAAUUAACUGUGAUAUAGAUGCUAAUACUGAAUGGGAGUAUGCAUUUAAUAUGAAUAUGGAUCGAUAUAAAGAAGAUUUUAAUCCUAUACUAGAGGGUUGUGAAUGUCUCACCUGCAAGAAACACACACGGGCGUAUAUAAAUCAUCUUUUGAAUACAAAAGAAAUGCUGGCAUCCAUCUUGUUGAACAUACACAAUCUUCACAACUUCGACCAGUUUUUCUUGCACGCGCGACGUCAUAUUGCCUCAAAUACAUUCGCUUGUUUUAAGAAACAUGUCAUCAAACAGUGUGAAAUUAUGAAACCGUUCCAGAAAUAUGCAGAUAAAGCGACAGACGUACAUACAGGACAGCAGCAGAAAAAGUUUUGUGCGAAUAACUUUGAUAGUAAUAAUGCUAGUGGUUGAUUAUUGAUAAAUAAGUUUUAUUACAAUCAAACAACCAUUUUUAUUUAGUUUUUGUUACUAAAUUGUGAAUUAUAAGUACAAUUUUCUAAAAUAAACAAAUUGUGUAGUUAUUAACAUUGUAAAUAUAAGACAUAAAUGUAGUGUAGUUAAUUCAUAAUUUUAUUGAAAAAUGUGUAAUGAUUAACUAUUUCUAAUCUUAUGUGUCCUAGGUUGAUUAUUAAAAGCGACAGAAUGACUUUAAUUAAAAUUCUCGAGAGGAACCUAGGACAUAUACCUAGGUUUUAAAUUGAGAAUACUAAUUUGAGUAAGUUGUAAAUCAUUCCAUACUGAGAAUAAAUGUAGUGGUGUAUUAGAAGUAUAUAUAUGUAGUUAUGUAGUUUUAGAAAGGCGGAACAUUUCUAGGCAUUUGACAUGCAUCUUAGUGUUAUGUGUGUUGUGUGAUAAAUUUCGCUAACGUUCAUUCGAAGUUUUGCGACAGUUUUAUUUAUUAUUAGCUGAUUUUUUACGGUAUCCUUAUAUAUAAAUGCUAUAUAAGAAAUAACAACAAAUUUUAAUUUUUGUGUUAUAAUACUGGAUAACGAUAUUACUUACGAAUAUUAUGAUCUAAGUGUUAAAAUUAAAAUAUUGAUUUGGCUCUCGUGAGUUGUAAGAAAGGUCAUGUAAAACCUUUUUCCUGUUUUUCUUUUUUUUUCA